AGUUUUUUGUCAAUUCUAAAUAUUCAGUUUUUUAUUUUAUAAAUUUUAUUAAUUUUGACCGAGAUAUUCUAUUUUCAAAUUUUUUUGGAAUUUGUUUUUUUUUUUAUUAUUUAGAAAAUAAAACUGAGGAAUAAAAAAAAAAAAAUGGAUACUUAGAUUUUUUAAAGUUACAAAAGUUUUUUUUUUAAUUUUAUAAUUCGGAUCAAUUUUCAAAUUAAUAUGCUUAUUUUUACUUUCUUUUAAAUUUAUUUUGGUUGCUAAUUAGUGAACAAAGCUUAAAAGUGAAAAAAAAAAAAAAUGGACAUUUAAAUUUUUCAAAAAUAUAAAUGCCCUAUUUUUUAUUUUGUGAAUUUUAUUUAUUUUGAGUUUGAUAUGUUCGUUUUGGAAUGUUUUAAAAUUUAUUUUUAUUAAUAACAAUAAAUAAAAAAUGAAAACAACAAAAAAAAAAAAAUGGACCUUUAGAGAAUUUAAAAAUAAACAAUUUGAGUUUUUUUUGUAUCAGAUUGGAUGAUUAUUUCAUAAGUUAUAACGUUCUAAAGAUUCUAAGCCAAAAAUUUAAAAAAUUGUAAAAUGGGCCUUUAGAUUGUAACUAGCUAAUCAUAAUGUGUUAAUUUCAUCGAAUUUUAUCUAAAUUUAAAGUCGUAAGACCUUCGUAAAUUUUUAUUUUUUAAAUUGCUGGACAACUGUACUAAAAAAAAAAAAGUUUUUUUCAUGGAUAUUGACGUUUUCAAAUUACGCGCCAUUUUCCAUUUUUAAAUUUUCAAUAAUAUGACAUAUAACCAAGAUAUGCUUGGUCAAAUAUUUUAUUUGUGAGCUGUCUGCUAACUUUAUAGUCAUAUAAUAAUUAGAACAUAAAUUUUUUUUAUUUAAAACUUUUCAAGAAAAUUAAAAAAUUAGUUUUUCAAAUUCGUCAGUCAUUAUCACAUAAUCACUAGUAUCAAAAUGCACGUGAUAAUUCAGGGACGGGAGAGCAUUUUCCCCAAUGAAGCAUCUGAUUUAACCAUCAUUGGAAAUUGUUUACGUCAUUCCGGCAUCAGCAUUACGGUCGAUGCCUUCGUUGAGAAGUUUUCUUCCACCGUAAGAUUUUUAUUAAAAACAAUUAAUGCUGCCAAUGCCGAAAGUCCUACCGAAAUGACGCCUGUAAUUUACUCAUUCGGCCAGGCUGGGUCUGGGAAAUCCACCACUAUGUUCGGCAACCGUGAAAAAAGAAUUCCAGGCUUGGGGAAGUGUUUGUUCCCUGGUGUUGAUGCAGCCGAUCUUCGUUUCCGGGCACAAGAAUGGUUGCUGCUGGGUUCCCAAAAAUUCCGUUUUCGGGACAUAGUUUCCGCGCAGGAUCCUUCUGUAUGGAAAGGGUCCUUAAUCUCCUGGGACACAUUGACGUGGGGGGAGUUUAAUCAAUUUUGGCCAAUUAUGAAGAAACGUCUUGGUGAGAAGAGUGGCGUAAAGUUUUCAUUCCGUGGAGUUUUAAUAAUGGAAAUUGAAAGAAAAUCCACCCAGAAGAGAGCAUUCUUCAUCGAUAUUCCCGGCUUCGAUCGCGAAGAAAAUGCUGGUCAAGCAUCGUCCAAAAGCCGGAGUUAA
Messenger RNA from Microplitis mediator, 1578 nucleotides. RefSeq lists its product as uncharacterized. The transcript has 5 exons. Lineage: Eukaryota; Metazoa; Arthropoda; Insecta; Hymenoptera; Braconidae. The coding region runs from base 943 to 1578 and encodes 211 amino acids. Gene Ontology annotation, molecular function: ATP binding; microtubule motor activity; microtubule binding. Gene Ontology annotation, biological process: microtubule-based movement. The record is from RefSeq and is a predicted model, not a curated record.